AUGCUUGUGAACACCAACUCAACCCCAAUAGUCACCGUCUUUGUGACGAGUGAAGGCGUAUCCUCGGAAAGGCGCUUCGAUAAGGCAAUUACAAUAAGUAAACUUAAGGAACGUCUUGAGCCGAUAACAGGUGUUCCAGUAUCGACAAUGAAGGUUCAGCUGUAUACUGCCACCGACCAACUGGUGGGCACACUUGACGACGACGAGAAGAUGUUGGGCUACUAUCCUGUGGCAGACUACAUGCGAUUGGAGGUCAUUGACUUGAACCAACGCCGAAGGAAGAACGAAUUCCAUGAUGUAUCGCAAGUGGAAAAGUUUGAGAUAUCUGAUGCAGAGUACGACAAGCGCAAUGAUUCUGUUCGAGCUUUUCUACAACGAAACAAGAUGGGCAAGUUUGCGGAGAAAACAGACGCGGACCGGGAGUUGGAAGUACAAUACAAGGAAGAGGCAGAUAAAACUAAAGUGGGAGAUCGAUGUGAGGUCGAGGCUGAAGGGGAUGGGCUUGUAAAGCGGGGUACUGUCCGUUUUGUUGGUACGGUACAAUUUAAGCCUGGUUACUGGGUGGGAGUUCAGUAUGAUGAACCCCUGGGAAAGCAUGACGGAACGGUCCAAGGUGUGUCUUAUUUCACCUGCCCACCAAAAUAUGGUGCAUUCGUCCGGCCGAACAAGGUAAAAGUAGGGGACUACCCGGAAGACGACCUUAUGGAUGAACUAGAUGAGAUGUAA
Messenger RNA from Spizellomyces punctatus DAOM BR117, 726 nucleotides. RefSeq lists its product as uncharacterized. Gene Ontology annotation, biological process: post-chaperonin tubulin folding pathway; cytoplasmic microtubule organization; tubulin complex assembly. Gene Ontology annotation, molecular function: alpha-tubulin binding; microtubule plus-end binding. Bases 1 to 726 code for a protein of 241 amino acids. The transcript is spliced from 5 exons. Lineage: Eukaryota; Fungi; Chytridiomycota; Chytridiomycetes; Spizellomycetales; Spizellomycetaceae. The record is from RefSeq and is a predicted model, not a curated record. Gene Ontology annotation, cellular component: nucleus; microtubule plus-end; cytoplasm.